AUGCCAGGCUGCCUGUCAGAAGAUUGCCUGGGGACUCCCAUUGUCUACUCACCGGUCAAGGCAGACCUGAGUGGGAAUAUCAAGAAAAUCCGGGCGGUUUAUGACUCCAACCCCACCAAGUUCAAAACCCUGCAGAACAUCCUGGAGGUGGAGAAGGAGAUGCACGGCUCGGCCUGGCCCAAGACGGGAGCGACACUGGCCCUGAUGUGGCUGAAAAGGGGCCUGAAGUUCAUGCUGGUGUUGCUGCAGAGCAUCUCGGACGGCGAGCGGGACGAGGAGCAUCCCAACCUCAUCCGGGUGAACGCCGUGAAGGCCUAUGAGAUUGCCCUGAAGAAAUACCACGGCUGGAUGCUUCAGAAGCUCUUCAUGGGCUCAGUCUAUGCUCUUCCCUACAAGUCAGACUUGCUGAAGGCGUUAGAGAAGGGUAAGGAAGUCAAAGAGGAGGAAAGCAUAGAGAAGAUUCAUCAGUUUCUCUUGAAGGCCACCCCCAUCCUGGAUGCAAUCUAUGAGAUGUACACAAAGAUGAACGCUGAGCUGAGCUACAAAGCCUAAAGCUCACAGGGGACCAGCAGGGCUUAAAAUAAGGUGUGACAGGUGCUACUGGCCUCUUCACCACCGAGGCAGCUCCUGGCUCC
This is a messenger RNA of Chaetura pelagica (chimney swift), 635 nucleotides long. RefSeq names its product glycolipid transfer protein (gene GLTP). The transcript has 5 exons. The coding region runs from base 1 to 552 and encodes 183 amino acids. The record is from RefSeq and is a predicted model, not a curated record. NCBI's taxonomy places the organism in Eukaryota, Metazoa, Chordata, Aves, Apodiformes, Apodidae. Gene Ontology annotation, cellular component: membrane; cytoplasm; cytosol. Gene Ontology annotation, molecular function: ceramide 1-phosphate binding; ceramide 1-phosphate transfer activity. Gene Ontology annotation, biological process: intermembrane lipid transfer; ceramide transport.